Cryptosporidium muris RN66 is the source of this 1116-nucleotide messenger RNA. RefSeq lists its product as uncharacterized. The record is from RefSeq and is a predicted model, not a curated record. Bases 1 to 1116 code for a protein of 371 amino acids. The transcript has a single exon. Lineage: Eukaryota; Apicomplexa; Conoidasida; Eucoccidiorida; Cryptosporidiidae.
AUGGAGAAGGUUAAACUUGCAGUAAAAAAACAGUCAGAAUAUCCUAUAAGUGAUAUAGCUAUAGUUAAAGAUAUAAAAACGAUGAAACAGGCAUCGCCUGUAUCCCCAAAAGUUUUAGAUCAGAAAGUACUACCCAAACAACCUUCAAUGUAUAGGACAUUUCAAGAUGGUGAUGAACCCCCACUACCUAACUAUAGUUCUGCAGAAGAACAAUGGCCUCAUAUCAAAAAUAUCUCAGAUAUUGGGAAUACAAUUACAGAUCUUAAGACAAAUCUAUUAAAAUACUAUAGGACUUUAUAUAUUCCUGCAGAGAGUAGCAUUGAGUCGAAGAUUGAAGCCUUAAGAAGUUAUAGACAAUCUAAAGAGUAUAUUUCAACUAAUAAGUAUCACAAAAAUAUACUUUCAAAUAUAACGGUAACUACAGAUAGUAGAGGACUUGAUAUUUUCCAUCGGCCAAGAGAGGCUCCACUAUUGGAUGAUCUACCAGGUCCUUCAGAUCCAAUACCACCAACAGUCUUUUCAAAUAGGGAUAAAAUGGGACGUCCAAAACCAGGUUUAACACCAGUUGAUAAAGAAGAUUUCCUUGAUUUCCAUGGGCUAGCCCAAACUCCAAAUAUGCAAAAAUUACGAAUAGAGACGUCUUCAAUCAAUAAAGGUGAGAAAAGUGCAGGAAUACUAGAUGGUAACUUCAAUAUUAAGGAAAACUUAAUAGGUCUCGAUUUAAAAGAUUUAGCGACAGUUAAUAAUAUUCACAAAGGACGUUUACCAUUUAAUCAAAUGGGUGAGAUGCUUGAUUGUAUCUCAAAAAGUUGUCAGGAUGUUCAAAAUAGGCUUAAUAAUGUAGAAGAUAGCUUGUCUAUACUUCAAGACAAUCCAAAGACAGCUAGUUUUGUUCCUCCAAUAAGUAAUUCGAGAAGAUUAAUUAAUAACUAUAAGGCUAAUGAUCCUGUAGCCUGUUAUAUUUAUACACUCUAUCGUGACCUAUAUAAUAGAUCAGCUAUUAAUGCAAAGCGCAUUGAAGUUAUAAAAUCUAAGAUAAAAGUUUUGCAAGCUCAUGCUAAACCGAAUAUGUUAAGAAUCAUAUCUCAUCCUUCAUUAGGAAUGCCAAAUACAUAA